Molecule: messenger RNA, 2232 nt
Organism: Trichomonas vaginalis G3
Lineage: Eukaryota; Parabasalia; Trichomonadida; Trichomonadidae
Product: endonuclease protein
Exons: 1
Coding region: 1-2232 (743 amino acids)
Biological process (GO): rRNA processing; ribosomal large subunit assembly
Cellular component (GO): preribosome, large subunit precursor
Molecular function (GO): ATP binding; ATP hydrolysis activity
Source: RefSeq, a predicted model, not a curated record
AUGAUUCUCAGUGUCCAUGACAACGUAAACAAUGAAAUUAUUAAUGAAGUUUCGAAAGUUGUUGCAGAAUCUUUUGAGCUUAAUGAUAGACAACGAGUUUCAUUGUUGAAUGAUAUCAAAGAAGAUGUUAAUGUCACCAAAAAUGAAAAUUCUCUUAUUCUUGAUAAAGGAAGCAUCAAAUUAACUACUAAUGUUGUUAAUAUUGACCAUCAUUUGAAACAGGUUUGGAAUACGUAUUUCAAUAUUCUUAUGACACACCCACAAGAACCAAUCUUGAUUGUUGGACCAUCAGGUUAUAAAGAGUAUAUUGCCAAACUCGUAACAGGAAACAAUUACAAAUCAGUCAAUUUGAGUAAAGAUUCAACAACAUCAUCUCUAAUAGGAAGUAUCAAUUUGACUGAUAGAAAGUCAGUUAUUACAAUGCUCUUUGAUAUUCUUUCUAGGAUAGACGCCAAUAAUACUAAGUUUACUGAAUGCAAUGAAAUCAAGAAUAGUUAUUUCGAAGGUAGAUUUAAUGAAUCAAUAUUUUAUAAUUUUAUUGAAUCUAUUCGUGAAAAUAAAAAUGAAUCAAUGAUAUUUGUUAUCAUUCAGAUCACAUCAAAUAUCAUAAAUCUUAUCAAUCAAAACGAUGAAUUUUCAACAAUGUUGUCAAAUUACAUCACAAUUUUCAAGCCAGGACUAAUAACUUCUGCUAUAUUGCAACAAAAAGCUUUAAUUCUCAAAAAUUUCUCACAUCCACCAAUCUCAGUUAUCGAAAGAUUGAAUGAACUAUUUUCAAUUACUCCUGAACUUACUUUGAGUGAAGAUUUUACAAAUACAAUUGUUCCCGAUCAUUCUCAAAAAAUCAGCGUUGAUAAAUUCAGAGUUUUUGCAACAGUAACAAAUGGUGAAAAAUCAAAAUUAUCUGAGGCGAUGCUUUCAAGAAUGACAAUUAUUAGAUCAUACACAUACAAUAAAGAAGAUUAUCAAUAUAUCUUUAAUAAGAUGUUUUGGAAGAAUCUACAAGAAGAAGAAUGGGAUAAUUUGACAUUGAACCAAAAAUUUUUGAUCAAUAACAUUGCAAAAAGAAUCUCAGAAAAAAUACAUGAUGAAGAUUCUGUAAAAUGUUUCGGACUUGCAUUAAAUAUGUUAAAUAUGAUUCCAGAUAAUGAAUUAUAUAAACCUCUUGAAAUCGAUAAUGGAAAUGUAGUUUCAAAGAAAAUUUUUGCAAUUCCUUAUAAUUACAUUGAACCAAAAACGAAACCUGUUGCCACAAAAUCAAUUAACGCAUUGACAAACCUUUUGUUUUCUGCUGCAAAGAUGAAAUAUAGUUCAAUCAUUCAAGGUCCAUGUGGAACAGGAAAGUCAACAGUCAUCAAAUACUUGGCAGAAUUAUUUGAUGCAGAACUCACAACGGUUAGAAUUUCAUCUUCGACAACAAUCGAACAUAUUUAUGGACAGAAUGAACUCAUUCAAAAUGAAAAUGGAGCAUCAUUCCAUUUCAAGAAGACUGCUCUUUUAGAAAAAAUUACAGGAAAUGGUUCAAAUGGUCGUCCUGUCUGGGUUAUCUUUGAAGAAAUUGAUCAAGCCUCAGAUAGUCUCCUUGAUUCUCUUGUUCAAUUAUUUGAUUCCGAAUUGAACCAAAUAUUGUUACCAAAUGGAACAACAGAGGUUAAGAAUGAUUAUAUCAUUUUUGGUUUGUCAUCGAGGCAAUUCUACAAUGAAAAUAUUCUUAAUAAUGCAGUUUGUUUUGAACAAGAAGAUUAUUCCGAAGAUGAAUUUACCAAAAUUUGUGAAGAGUUAUAUAUCAAAGAUUCAAACUUUUCAAAUGACGAAUUUAUUAAGAAUUUCCCUCAUAAAUUAUAUCAAUGGAAAGCAAUUGCAAAGGAGAAACAAAUUUCAUUUCCAAUUACAAUUCGUACAUUCAAGAACUUUAUCGAUCUUGUUAAGCAAAAUCCAGAUACAGUCGCAGAAAUUGAAAACCAAAUUUACAAAUCAAUUUUUAGUGAGAACCUUCUCAAAAGAGACAAUAAUGAAGAAGAAGAAGAAACAAAAGUAAGUGUUGAAGAUGGAUAUACUACAAUAAAUGGAAUAAGAUAUUCUUACUAUAUUCAAGAUGAGAGUAAACAAGCUCUAAUCCAGAAUUUGACAACACCUCAAAAAUCACUUUUUGUAAUUCUUUCUUCUAUUUCAAAAACAUUUCGGUUAUCAUUAUCCAAGGACCAACCGCUUCAGGAAAGACUCAUGCAAUGA